Messenger RNA from Rotaria sp. Silwood2, 369 nucleotides. The record is from the annotation of a GenBank genome assembly. Lineage: Eukaryota; Metazoa; Rotifera; Eurotatoria; Philodinida; Philodinidae.
AUGUCGUCAUCAACAUGUUCGAGUAGUACGGUAUGUGCUUCUCAGACUAGUUCUACGUUUAAUCAUCUUGCGAAUAUUGGCAAAAUUAUUGGUAUUGUACUAGGAUCUAUAUUAGGACUUGCCAUUUUGAUAUUCAUUAUUGGAAUUAUUUAUUUUACUUUUUGCAAAAAGAAACGUCAAGUACAAGUUUGGACUCAUCCAUAUCCAAGACCACAAUCCUAUGGUCAAUCGAUGCCGAUGUAUCCAUAUGCAAAUUAUCCACAUGAAGUUACUCAAGAGCCAAAAUCAGAUUCACAAAAGAUAGUAGAAGAACCACCACCUUCCUAUGAAGAAAUAAGCAGAAAUGAAAAUUCAACUGAAAAGAUUUAA